Acanthoscelides obtectus is the source of this 216-nucleotide messenger RNA. The record is from the annotation of a GenBank genome assembly. Lineage: Eukaryota; Metazoa; Arthropoda; Insecta; Coleoptera; Chrysomelidae.
CACACGGACUCUGGCGAGGGAACACGUGUGCAUGCAACAUGCACACAUUCUGGCUCCGCCUACGAGAUCCGCCGGGUGGUACCUCCACGUUCGACAGUCACAGACCGUCUACCACCUACGGACAGCGCACGGCGACUGAUCAGGAGACCGAAGAGUCUACUACUGCGGCCACCGCUGCUGCCUGCAGUGAGUUUAAUUCAUGAUGAGGACAACAAU